Molecule: messenger RNA, 1887 nt
Organism: Papilio machaon (common yellow swallowtail)
Lineage: Eukaryota; Metazoa; Arthropoda; Insecta; Lepidoptera; Papilionidae
Exons: 1
Coding region: 1-1887 (628 amino acids)
Molecular function (GO): catalytic activity
Source: RefSeq, a predicted model, not a curated record
AUGGCAGUGGGAUUGAAAGAUAAAAUACCCCAGGGGGGUACCAAUACCCCUGGUAUUGGAGAAUCCCCCUCCGUGCGCUUACGCCUGAACUCCCGCUCGGAGUCUGGGGGUAAGCGCACGGGCCGCCCCGCGUAUUCUGGGGGGGGGCACCAUUCCGCUCGCUUGCAAAGGUCGGCAAGGCAAGGCAAACGAAGCAAGGCACUGUCAGCACCCCCUGUCACCCAUGCCGUGGACUUCUGCAAUAUCAGGGGGCUCCAUUCCAACUUGGAGGCCGUCCACUACCAUCUCCGGACGGCAAAGCCGGCCUUGCUUUUCCUUACCGAGACGCAGAUAUCCUCUCCGGCGGACACCUCGUAUCUGUCCUGCCCCGGAUACAAAUUAGAACAGUCCUUUUUGCCCCGGGCUGGGGUAUGCGUGUACGUCAGAGAGGAUAUCUGUUCUCGUCGCCUCAGCCUUCUUGAAGGUAGGGACCUAUCUCUUUUAUGGCUGCGCGUAGAUGGCGACGACCAUCCGCGGGUCUAUGCGUGCCUUUAUAGGUCCCAUAGCGGUAAUGCCGAAACAGACCGACUCAUGGAGCAAGUCCAAACGGCUACAGAUUCCGUUCUGGCACAGAUCCCUUCCGCUGAAAUCGUGGUACUAGGCGACUUCAACGCCCACCAUGCCGAUUGGCUUGGCUCUCGUACCACCGAUCAUGCGGGGAGAUCUGUCCACGACUUUGCCUUGUCUUAUGACCUGACACAGCUGGUCACCUCGCCCACGCGAAUCCCAGAUGUCGAAGACCAUACACCUUCCCUGUUGGACCUUCUGCUGACUUCACAUCCGGACAGCUAUAAGGUUUCCGUCGAAGCCCCUUUGGGCUCGUCAGACCACUGCCUGAUCCGGACCACAGUGCCCAUCUCGCGUCGCCCACGGUUUAAACCGAAUGGCCUUCGCCGAGUGUGGCACUAUAGGUCAGCAGACUGGGAUGAGAUGCGGUCCUUUUUUGCAUCCUACCCAUGGGAGAGAGUUUGCUUCAGGCUGGAUGAUCCCGACGCUGUUGCCGAUUCUGUUGCUGAUGUGGUGCUUCAGGGGAUGGAUCUUUUUAUUCCAUCUUCAGUUGUGCCCAUCGGAGGCAGUUCUCGACCCUGGUUUGGUAAAUCCUGCAAAUUAGCCUCGCGCUACAAGCAGGAUUGUUAUCGAGCCUGGGCUGAGGCGUCAGCAGCUAGGGAUGUAAAUACCAGCCAGUUAAAAAAGAAGUAUAACUCUGCCUCCAGGUCCUUCAAAAGAGUGAUUGCCAAGGCAAAGUCCGAACACGUGGCCAGCAUUGGUGAGAGGCUAGUGCACCUUCCUUCGGGAACUCGUGCGUUCUGGUCUCUUGCCAAGGCUGUCCAGGGGAAUUUCUGUAAGCCGUCCUUACCAUCUUUGCGCAGGGAGGAUGACUCGUUGGCCCAUACCGCAAAAGAGAAAGCCGAUCUUCUGGGCUCUCUUUUUGCGGCCAACUCGACUCUGGAUGACAAAGGUAACUCGCCGCCGAAAAUCCCACGCGGUGAGACCUCUAUGUCCGAAAUCCAGUUUAUCCAGAGAUCAGUGCGGAAAUCGCUGCAAUCUCUGGAUAUCCAUAAGUCGAGUGGGCCUGACGGGAUACCCCCCAUCGUGCUUAGGACUUGCGCUCCUGAGUUGGCACCGGUUUUAACGCGCCUGUUCCGGUUCUCCUACUCCUUAGGCGUUGUCCCGAAAUCAUGGAAGACUGCCAUAAUCCACCCGAUCCCGAAAAAAGGCGAUAGCUCAGACCCGUCCAACUACAGGCCGAUCGCCAUUACCACCUUGUUCUCGAAAGUCAUGGAAACGACCAUCAAUUGCCAACUCAUGAGGUACCUUGAGGAGCAUCAGCUGAUUAGCGAUCGUUAG